Molecule: messenger RNA, 4155 nt
Organism: Peromyscus maniculatus bairdii (prairie deer mouse)
Lineage: Eukaryota; Metazoa; Chordata; Mammalia; Rodentia; Cricetidae
Gene: Shc1
Product: SHC adaptor protein 1
Biological process (GO): epidermal growth factor receptor signaling pathway; insulin receptor signaling pathway; intracellular signal transduction
Cellular component (GO): plasma membrane
Molecular function (GO): receptor tyrosine kinase binding
Source: RefSeq, a predicted model, not a curated record
GACGCGCCACCCCAACUGGCCUUUAUUCCUCCUAGUUCCCUCUGGGCUCGAUCUCCACCCACUGGGACUGCUUUCCCUUCCUGGUUGCCUGCUCUGGUCCACAGCUGUUGUGGCUAAGGAUGCUAAUGGCCCAGGUUCCCUGGGGCUGCCACCUCUCUCACUGUGUGGUGGGGGGUGGGGGAUGGAUGGUCUGGACUGUAAGGGAAAUGCUAAACUCUGGGACACCCCCACCUCCCUUUCCACCCUCAGCAGCUCGUUUCCUCCUUUAUCCCUCUCCUGGCCUUCCCUGGCUUCCUGCUCGCUCCGGCUUCCCCAUGUGGGCUAGGAUUGAUCCCGAGUUCCUCUUAACUCCUUCCUUUCCUUUCUUCCCCCUCUUUUUCUUAUUCUUCCAUUUUUCUUUCCUACCUGGCACCUUUCUCCUCCCCAGACAGACUACCAGUGGUUAGAAUUGGGCAAGGGAGAGUAGCCUGGCUAGCACAAAUCGUGCGGGGACGAGUCUCAGUCCCUCUGAGCCUGUGAGUCAGCGUUGUCCUUGGGAUUGGUCUCUCUUCUUAGUUCCCCGCCCCUGGGGAGGGGCCAGUCAGCUCUGGGUCCAGCCUGUACUCCUCAGCCAGAAGAGGCUUCCUCGCUGGGCUGGGCAAGGAUGUGGCCUGAAACUGUCUAGGUCUGACGUGGGAGAGCAGAGGCCACUUGUCCUUCGCCUCCCUAGGUCCUCUGUUAUCACCAGGCUGCAGAGGUCAAACCAGGCUCACGGCCUGGGGAUGCCCCCUGCCUGGCCCCCUUGCCUGAAUUUGGCAGGGGGGCCGGGCCGGGCCGGGCCAGGCAGAGGUCCCCCUUCUCACCCCAGCCAUGGAUCUUCUACCCCCGAAGCCGAAGUACAACCCACUUCGAAAUGAGUCUCUGUCAUCGCUGGAGGAGGGGGCUUCAGGGUCUACCCCCACAGAAGAGCUGCCUUCCCCGUCAGCCUCGUCCCUGGGACCCAUUCUGCCUCCCCUGCCGGGGGACGAUAGUCCGACUACCCUGUGUUCCUUCUUUCCCCGGAUGAGCAACCUGAAGCUGGCCAAUCCUGCUGGGGGGCGCCUGGGGCCUAAGGGGGAGCCAGGAAAGGCUGCUGAAGAUGGGGCGGGGAACGCAGGGGCAGCCCUCCGGGACACAGGCCUUCUGCCCCUCCUCCAGGACAUGAACAAGCUGAGUGGAGGCGGCGGCGGCGGGCGCAGGACUCGGGUCGAAGGGGGCCAGCUGGGGGGCGAGGAGUGGACCAGACACGGGAGCUUUGUCAAUAAGCCCACGCGAGGCUGGCUGCAUCCCAACGAGAAAGUCAUGGGACCUGGGGUUUCCUACUUGGUUCGGUACAUGGGUUGUGUGGAGGUCCUGCAGUCAAUGCGAGCCCUUGACUUCAAUACCCGGACUCAGGUCACCAGGGAGGCCAUCAGUUUGGUGUGUGAGGCUGUGCCUGGUGCCAAAGGGGCAACGAGGAGGAGGAAGCCCUGUAGCCGCCCACUCAGCUCCAUCCUGGGGAGGAGUAACCUGAAGUUCGCUGGAAUGCCAAUCACGCUCACUGUGUCCACCAGCAGCCUUAACCUCAUGGCAGCAGACUGCAAACAGAUCAUUGCCAACCAUCACAUGCAAUCUAUCUCAUUCGCGUCUGGUGGGGAUCCGGACACAGCUGAGUAUGUUGCCUAUGUUGCCAAAGACCCUGUAAAUCAGAGAGCCUGCCAUAUCCUGGAGUGUCCUGAAGGGCUUGCUCAGGAUGUCAUCAGCACUAUCGGUCAGGCCUUUGAGUUGCGCUUCAAACAAUAUCUCAGGAAUCCACCCAAGCUGGUCACCCCCCAUGACAGGAUGGCUGGCUUUGAUGGCUCAGCUUGGGAUGAGGAGGAAGAAGAGCCACCUGACCAUCAGUACUAUAAUGACUUCCCAGGGAAGGAACCCCCUCUCGGCGGGGUGGUAGACAUGAGGCUUCGAGAAGGGGCCGCUCGACCCUCUCUGCCCACUGCCCAGAUGUCCAGCCACUUGGGAGCUACACUGCCUAUAGGGCAGCAUGCUGCAGGAGACCCUGAAGUCCGUAAACAGAUGCUGCCUCCCCCACCUUGCCCAGGCAGAGAACUCUUCGAUGACCCUUCCUAUGUCAACAUCCAGAAUCUAGACAAGGCCCGGCAAGCUGGGGGUGGGGCCGGGCCUCCCAAUCCUUCCCUUAAUGGCAGUGCACCCCGAGACCUCUUUGACAUGAAGCCCUUUGAAGAUGCCCUUCGUGUGCCUCCACCUCCCCAGGCCAUGUCCAUGGCCGAGCAGCUCCAAGGGGAGUCCUGGUUCCACGGGAAGCUGAGCCGGCGGGAGGCCGAGGCGCUGCUCCAGCUCAAUGGUGACUUCUUGGUGCGAGAGAGCACUACCACCCCUGGCCAGUACGUGCUCACUGGUCUGCAGAGUGGGCAGCCCAAACACCUGCUGCUGGUGGACCCCGAAGGCGUGGUUCGGACGAAGGAUCACCGCUUUGAGAGUGUCAGUCACCUCAUCAGCUAUCACAUGGACAAUCACUUGCCCAUCAUCUCUGCGGGCAGCGAACUGUGUCUACAGCAACCCGUGGAUCGGAAAGCGUGAUCCUCAGUCUUUCCUGGAUGCCCUCCGUCCCUUUCUACUGUGUUCUGUAACUCUUGGGACCUCUGUUCUGUGGGUCUGGCCUUGGGUGGGAACUGGGAGCCGUGUGGACACUGGGUGCUCACCUGAGAGGGGUUUUAGUUCAGAACCUGGGGUAGCAUUCUGCUUCUGCCCAAACCUCACCAAAGUAUUAAUGUACAGAGUGGUCCCUUGCCUGGGCCUUGUCUGUGCCAACCUGAUGCCCUUCCCCCAAAGGGUGGGUUCUUACAAUGGAAAAUGCCCUGUGCUGAUAGGCCCAGUGGAGCAGUUGCCCUUCGGGGGAAGGGAAAUAAUCAUACCUCUGGUUUACCCCUGGUCUUCAGGGUACCCCAGAUCCCUCUGAACAUAUCCUGCUCCCUGUGCAUCCCCUUACAACUUUGUGCCUUCGACUAUCUCCUAGGUCUGCAGAGACUCUGUGCAAAGAGUUCUCAGGCCCUUCAUGGAUGGGGCUGCUGCCACCUGGGCUUCUAGAGCCUUGUCAUGCCCAGCACCCCUUCCUGUGUUUGGGAAGAACAGGCAGGAGUGGGCAGCUCUCUCCUCUGCCUUUUGACUUGCAGUCCUUAAGAGAUCGCCCCAAGCUGGGCUUGGUGGUGCACGCCUUUAAUCCCAGCACUCAGGAGGCAGAGGCAGGUGGAUCUCUGUGAGGCCAGCCUGGUCUACAGAGUGAGUUCCAGGACAGUCGGGACUAUGUAGAGAGACCCUGACUCCAAAAACCAAAAAGAGAGAGACAGAAAUUGCCCCAGCGCCCCCUCCUGGUGGCAGGGGGAGGGGCCGGAUUGGACCGCUGCCUUGCUCAGUGCCUCCUGGCCUUGCCCCCCUUCCUCCAAGGGGUCUAUACAUUUCUUAAGCGCCCCCCCUCCAUGAUUGCAUGUGUGUUAUAGUCUACAGCCAAAGCAUAGCCCUUCUUCCUGCAACUCCAUCCAGUCUCCCUCUUUGGGGAUGGGUGUGUGUGACUGACUUGGCCUCCAGUGUGUGCAGUUAACCUCGGGGUGGGUUUUGUGGAGGUGUUAAGACUGAAGCAUCAGACAAUCCCCAAUGCCGUUUGUUGGUCUGGAACUGCACUGUUUUUUUUUGUUUGUUUGUUUGUUUGUUUUUUUGUUUUUUUUUAACAUACACGCAUUUUAGGGCUGUAGAUUUAUUUUCCUGAUUUUGUUUCUGUUGCUUACUUUUCAGCACAAAUUAUGAUAGUCGAUUACAUUUAUACAUCACCUCGUUGACUUUUCCAAACCUUUUUUUUUUUUUUUUUUUAACUGUUGGGAUUUUACUCUCUCUGGCCUGAAAGGCACUAGGACAGGGUUCGUUUUUCUUCUUCCUCAAGAGAUCUGAGAAGAAGUUUGGUUAAACAGUGUUGUGGGGUCAUGAUGUGAAAGCUCACUGCAGAUCCUACAUUCUGCCUGUGGGCCGAUGCAUUCAGGACAGAAACCUUGCAAGGAGGGUAGACUGGUUUUCAAUCUUGGCCUAUUUUUGGUUUGGCUGUCUUAUACCAAAGGGAAAUAGUCUUCAUUAAAGUCCAUAUUUCUUCUA